AUGGUGCUGGAGGUUGCUUUGGCACCGGUGUGGUGCCAGGGGAUCAGGGUAUUUGCCUAUCUGGAUGAUUGGCUGGUCGUAGCGGAGUCGAGGGAACAGGUGGAGCUCCACACUGCCAUGCUGGUUUUCCAUAUUCAGUCUCAGCGRUGUGUGAUUGCUGACAACAGGAUGUUGGUGGCGUACAUCAACAGGCAGGGAGGAGGGGGUCCUAUCUCUACGGAGUGGAGACUGCACCCCUCGGUGGUGGUCCAGACUUGGGACCGGUUCGGCAGGGCCGACAUAGUUCUUACGUUUGCUUCCASUGAACAACAGAGGUUGCAUGGCCUGGGUCCAGUGCUAGUUUUACACAUCUAUAUGGAUUGGAUCAAGGAUAUCCGCAUUUUGGUAGACAGCAGGGGGAUUCUUGAGGGUCUACAGAGGUAUGGCCCCAUGCCCACCUACUUGCCUGUCAGCUACCAGGUCCUCAACACCGAGGCAGCCUUCUUUCUGAAGGAGGCCAACCAGGACCUGAUGAGGAACUCCAGCCUGCAGGCCAGGACCGAGCCCUUCUUCAUCCAGCAGGCCCGCCGGAUGCCCUCCAUCAACGCCAGCUAUGGACCCAUGUCUGUCCAGCAAACCAUCCCCCUGGAGCUCCUACAGAGCCCCGGACCCUUCAGUGGACCCUCUUUCACCUCCCCGUCAUCGUCCAUCUCCUCUUCUUCUCCGUCCCUUUUCACCUACAACUGGAAGGUCCAGACUUUCAUCAUCAGUGAGAGGAUCCACCCCAGUUGGCCCAAAGUGCAGGUGUUGUUCUAUGUGGUGGGCAGGGACUGGGAUGACUAUACCACCAUCCACAGGCUUCCCUGUGUCCGGAUGUUUGCCUUCCACGAGACCCAAGAGGUGCGGGGCAUGUGUCGUCUGAAGGGGGAGCUGGGGAUGUGUGUGGCCGAGCUGGAGCCCCUGGCUAGCUGGUUUAACCCCUCUACCGUGAGGCACGGCAGGCAGAGAGCUCCGGAGCAGGCCCAGGGCACCCCUGUGGAGCUCUACUACAUGGUACAGUCCACAGAGACUGGGGAGUGCAGCUCAGAGGACUUACGGAAGGGAAGUUCCAUGCGCACAGAGCACCAGGGGCCCAUGGGGUACUUCUCAGGGCCCACACCCAUGCAGCGUAUCGGGAGCGUGCGUCUGUUCCAGCCCAUGUCAGAGCUACGGCUAGACAGUAACUUUGUGGUGAUGGUGCCCUCUAGACCAAUCAAACAGAGGGAGACGGUCUCCACCUUCCUGGCUCUCUCCACGCUGUCACCUGUACAGAUCUUCACCCUUAGGGUGAAGUUGAAGGAUGGCGUGGCGUUCUUGGGGGCGCGGGCCAGUAACCCAGUCCUGUGGACGGUGAGUCAGGACGUGAGGAGCGAGGGGCACAGGGUCGUCACUCUCCACUGUCACCGCAACGAGAACACCUUCGGUCAGAGUGGGGGGGCUGUACCUCCCAGAGCUGCCCCAGAUGGAAGCACUCUGUCUGGGUUACUGUCCCGCUGGAUCUGGGCCUCAGGCAACCUCCAGCCCACCACAGAGCCGGAGGCGGGUUACCAGAAGGUCCUCCAGGUGGAUCUGGAGGUGAACGGGCUACUGGACCCGCUGGGCAGCCGGGUGGUGAUGUGGCAGGUGGAGUACCCUCCUACCCGCUCCCUCACUGAUGAGGUCCAGACCCUCAUCCGCCUGGCACCACAGGACUUGGGUGGCAUUGUGCCACUAGCAAUGCAAGCUGGCCGCCUGGAGCACCUGAGCAGGAAGUCUGGGCUCACUGACCAUGCUGAAGCCCACAAACUCCACCUCUUCACCUACAGAGAUGCCCUCAGUGCUGCCAGGUCUGCCUACUUCUCCAACAUCAUCAACAGCUCCAAUAAGAACUAG
Molecule: messenger RNA, 1890 nt
Organism: Salvelinus sp. IW2-2015
Lineage: Eukaryota; Metazoa; Chordata; Actinopteri; Salmoniformes; Salmonidae
Source: RefSeq, a predicted model, not a curated record